AUGAAAGCUGCACAUGAACAAAGUGAUCCUCGUCAAGAACUGCGUAAAGAGCGAGAGAUGGACUCUGCCUGUCUCCUCCUCCUCAUCAUCAGCCUCAGCUCCUGCACAACUGCUGCUCCUCCUCCUCCUCCACAUCUGGACCCUGAAGUCCACAUGAACAUAUCGGAGAUGAUCCGGUACUGGGGGUUCCCGGCUGAGGACCAUGAGGUGUUGACGGAGGAUGGCUACAUCUUGUCACUGACCCGUAUCCCCUCUUCCAGCAGGGGGAGCUCUGGAGUGGUCCUAUUGCAGCACGGACUUCUAGCCGCAGGCAGUAAUUGGGUCUCCAACCCACCCGAGUCGGCCCUAGGGUUCUUUCUGUCGCAGAGUGGGUUUGACGUGUGGCUCUCCAACAGCAGAGGGAACACCUGGUCCAGGAGGCACCGGACUCUGAGACCAGACCAGAGAGAGUUCUGGGCCUUCAGUCACGAUGAGAUGGCCCUGAGCGACCUGCCGGCAACCAUCCACUACGUCCUGAACGUCACGGGCCAACCCCAGCUCUACUACAUCGGCCACUCCCAGGGCACAACCAUAGGGUUUAUGUCCUUCUCGUCGCUCUCGUCCGUCGCAGACAAAGUCAAACUCUUCGUGGCUUUGGCUCCUGUCGCCACCGUUGCCUUUACUCAGAGUCCGAUAACCAAAAUGUCCGUGUUGCCCGAGUGCGUUGAAUGGGACCUGUUUGGGAGGCGGGACUUCCUGCCUCAGAGUCACAUAGUCGAGUGGUUUGCAGAACACGUUUGUACGAAGCACAGCGCCCUCUGUGGGAACCUGUUCUUUGUGCUGUGUGGCUUCAACCCGGGCAAUAUCAAUAUGACCCGGACCCCCGUCUACACGACCCAUUGUCCUGCUGGGACUUCGGUGCAGAACAUGAUCCACUGGUCCCAGGCAGUGAAAGGCGGGAAACUCAGAGCCUUCGAUUAUGGGAAACAAGGAAACGAGGAGCACUACAACCAGACCACGCCCCCUGAAUAUGACGUGCGACAGAUGAAAGUUCCCACUGCUGUUUUCUCUGGAGGUCGAGACACUCUCGCAGAUCCCAAAGAUGUGGCACUGCUGCUGCCUCAGAUCUCAAACCUGGUUUUCCACCUUCACCUGGAUCAGUGGGAGCAUCUGGACUUCAUCUGGGGCCUCGACGCCAAAGACAAAAUCAAUCACCCGGAGAUCAGCCAAUCAGCAGCGACUCCAGGAUCAGUCAUGGCUGUGGUGAGUGGAUCGUACCGCAUGGUCUCAGAGGAGGAGCAGGCUCUCAGGGCCAAACUGGAGCGUCUCACGGUGAAGGACCACGGCCCGGUGUUCGGAGCCUGUGCCAAAAUACCGGACCACACACAGCAGAAGGCCAAAGACGAGCUGAACGAGACAGAUGAGAAGCGUGUGUCAGCAGUGAAGGAGCUCAGGUCUAUGAUGGCAGAGAAGGCAGAGUCAGGGGAUGACCUGCAUCGCGGCGUCAAGGACACGUUUGGAGAAAAACCCGACGCCAUGUUGGUGCGGUUCAUCCGAGCCAGGAAGUACGACGUGACCCGUGCCUACGACCUGAUGAAGGGUUACGUGAGGUUCCGUAAGGAGUACCCAGAGCUGUUUGAGAACUUGACUCCGGAGGCGGUCCGCAGCACCAUCGAGGCCGGGUACCCGGGGAUUCUCCCGAGUCGGGACAAACACGGCCGUGUGGUCCUGCUCUUCAACAUCGAGAACUGGGACUACGAGGAGAUCACCUUCGACGAGAUCCUCAGGGCGUACUGUGUGAUUCUGGAGAAACUUCUGGAAAAUGAAGAAACUCAGAUCAACGGUUUCUGCAUCAUCGAGAACUUCAAAGGCUUCACCAUGCAGCAGGCGUCCGGGAUCAAGCCCACUGAGCUCAAGAAGAUGGUUGACAUGCUGCAGGACUCGUUUCCUGCUCGAUUCAAAGCCGUGCACUUCAUUCAUCAGCCGUGGUAUUUUACCACAACCUACAACGUGGUCAAACCUCUGAUGAAGGGCAAGCUGCUGGAGCGGGUCUUCGUCCAUGGAGACGAGUUGGACAAUUACUACAAAGAGUUUGACUCGGACAUCCUGCCAUCCGAGUUUGACGGAAAAGGUUCAAAAUACGACGGAAAGGCGACCGCGGCUCGGCUCUUUGACUGA
Messenger RNA from Knipowitschia caucasica, 2157 nucleotides. NCBI's taxonomy places the organism in Eukaryota, Metazoa, Chordata, Actinopteri, Gobiiformes, Gobiidae. The record is from the annotation of a GenBank genome assembly.